CGCGAUCGGUCAGUCGCAGGCCAUAGCCCGGCCACAGCCCAGGCACAAGGCAGGCGGCACACAGUCGCCAUAGCGCCUUGGGCGGGCAACAACAGCCUGUCGUCCCUCCCCAGCAGUAGUGGGUGGGCACCUGAUAUCCCCCCCCCCCACCAGCCCCCAUCAUUGGGUACUGACAAACUUCGAACUACGAAAGAGGCCAAUAUAAUAUCAACACCACCCGCCAUUCACCGAUUCUCUUUUCCUCCGCUUCUUCUGCCCGACGUCUUGCUCUAGCCAUACUCUUGCAUAUUACUCAUUUCGAAACCUUUAUAAAAAGCUUCCAGCAAAACAACCGCCAAAAUGUCUCUCGACUUCACCGCUAUCGCCACGCAAUUCGUUGCCCACUACUACUCUACCUUCGAUUCCGAUCGCAAGAACCUCGCUGGUCUCUACCGCGACAACUCUAUGCUCACCUUCGAGGGUGCCCAGUCUCUCGGUGCCCAGGGUAUUACUGAGAAGCUUACUUCUCUCCCAUUCCAGAAGGUCAAGCACGAGUACGGCCCACCCGAUGCCCAGCCCACCGCCACCGGUGGUAUCAUCAUUCUUGUUACCGGCCAGCUUAUUGUCGAUGACGAGCAGCGCCCUCUUGGCUACUCGCAGGCUUUCCAGCUCUCCCAGGACGCCUCUGGCCAGUGGUUCGUCUUCAACGACAUUUUCAAGCUUGUCCUUCUCUAGGAGGGAGAUGAUGUAUGGAAAGAGGUGUCUUGAUUAUCUGAAGAGGUGGAAGAAUACCAACGAAAUCAAAGAAAUGUCCAAAAGACGGGACUGUUGCGUUUGCGUGCAUGAGUGAACGAGGAUAUCUUUUCUGCGCGCCUGUCUUUCUGGUGUAUGUGUUGCUGCUUGCUUCGUGUGUAACGAAGGGAAGAAGAUGGAGGAAGCCGAGUCUGGCUUUCGACUGUUGAUGCUGAGGGGUAAAACUUUCUCGAUACAUUGUGUAUGGAAACAGAGGAAUAGGGGUUCGCGAUGAUAAACGAAGUUUACCGUCAUCAGGUCGUCCCAUGCUUGGCAUUGAGAUGUUCAGUUGGCGAUCUCGGAAGUAGGCUUGGCUUAGAGGCCCAAGCCUUUGGCUUGUGGCAUGUCACUCGCUGGAACAUUCCAUGACGAUGACCGCUCACUUACUACCGAGAGGCUAGCGAGAGAGGCUAGCGAGAGAGGCAUCAUCUAUUAUAUGAGCCGCGUAACGUUGUCGUCAGCGGACGAGGCUUCCAACAAAGACCACAAGGUGCUGCCUGGCAACUUGACGAUGUUGAUGGAUGAUGAGAGCAACAUCAUAUGAGUGAUAAGCAGUCAUGUCAUAGCGGGGGCUACGACAGGGGAAACAAAUACAUGAAGAAGUCCCCUGACUCUGAAACUGUUUAAAUACGCUCAAAAUCGUUA
Molecule: messenger RNA, 1416 nt
Organism: Neurospora crassa OR74A
Lineage: Eukaryota; Fungi; Ascomycota; Sordariomycetes; Sordariales; Sordariaceae
Gene: ntf2
Product: nuclear transport factor 2
Exons: 6
Coding region: 340-714 (124 amino acids)
Biological process (GO): protein import into nucleus
Cellular component (GO): nuclear pore central transport channel
Source: RefSeq, a predicted model, not a curated record